AUGACAUCGCCGUUGGCCGCUGCAGCGGCUGCUCCCACACUUCAGGCUUUCAGUUCCGCGACACCUCAGCUUACAACCCAGCAGCUAGCUCAGCAACACAUCCAAGAAGACUCUGCGCUUCCUUCCCCGUUGCUUAGGAGGAGGAGGCGAGGUGACGGCCUCAAGUACAUCGGCGCCUUGACGUUCUUCUACCUCGCAGCUUUACUGCUACGGCGUGCCAUAUCGGCGGCACGUACACCUGAGGAAGCCCAGGGUUCUGCACUCAAACCCUGUGUCGUCCAUUCCUCUGCCAAUCUGCAGGCUCAAACUCUUCAGCAGCAGCAGUUGGGUGGGCUGCUGCUGCACACAAGUGCGCAUCGCACCAUCCCCGGGGACUCCGCUCAGCUGCAAGGCCGCCACAAAGAGCCCAAUAAAGCUAUCUCUUCUGCUGAUGCUUCUGCUGGGGGAAUGUCCUCAAACUCGCUGGUCCCUUCGAAGCCGAGAGCUCUAGUUUCGCCGAUUCCGCCGGUUCGCUCACUGCUGGGGUUGCAGCUGUUGCUGCCGCUUCUGGCUCGCGCCUCUCCUGCAGCGACACCAUCACCACCAACGAAUUAUCUCAGGACAGCAGGAACAGCAGCAUUUUCCGGGCCUCCUUACCCUCCUAUCCCCCUGCCUGCUCCUCCAGGGGCCUCCUUCCCGGGGGACCCACAGGCCAGAAGCCUGCGGCAAGAGGGCAGACCCACUAACCUUAAGCUCAGCCAUCAAGUGGAGAUGGGAAACGUGGAGAGAAGUUCUAAAGUGCAAAUUCAAAUGAACAACGACAACGGGAACAGGAAGUAUCCCUGGUAA
This is a messenger RNA of Eimeria maxima, 828 nucleotides long. RefSeq lists its product as hypothetical. The coding region runs from base 1 to 828 and encodes 275 amino acids. The record is from RefSeq and is a predicted model, not a curated record. Lineage: Eukaryota; Apicomplexa; Conoidasida; Eucoccidiorida; Eimeriidae. The transcript has a single exon.